Rubroshorea leprosula is the source of this 766-nucleotide messenger RNA. NCBI's taxonomy places the organism in Eukaryota, Viridiplantae, Streptophyta, Magnoliopsida, Malvales, Dipterocarpaceae. The record is from the annotation of a GenBank genome assembly.
AAAGCUGCAGCCGGCUCUGGUGAAAUGGAGGUGCAGAGAGCCGGCUCUGAAAGUUGCAGCUGGCUUUACAGGCAAAAAUUUGAAGACCGUUGCUUGGCGCGCGCGGAGAAAAGACGCAAAGCCGGCUCCAACUUUAUAGCCGGCUGUAAAGCCGGCUCUCGAGAAAAACAGGAUGUGCAGGAAUCCUGCAAAACCGGCUCUGGAAGUUUAAGCCGGCUCUACAGAGCCGGCUCUACAGAGCCGGCUCUACAGAGCCGGCUCUACAGAGCCGGCUCUAGGAAGUUAAGCCGACUCUUCUAACAAUCCUGCAACUCGAGCUUCACGUCCUGCAGGGCAUUUAAUGACCCCCAACGGCUAGAAACGACUAUUUUCGAGCAAGGGACUAUAAAUAUGGUUGGUAACAGAUGUGAAGAAGUUUAGAGAGCAUUGUAUUGAAUAUCUUUACCUAUGUACAUGAGCUUUAACUUGAGUUUUUGAUCUUUGAGAAAUCUUUGUUUGUAAUCCUCUUCUUGUGUUAUUAGUGAGUGAUCUUGGGGAUGUGUUGAUUCCUUCAAGAGUGAUCUGUAGAAAGGAUCUUUGGGAUUAAAGUGUAAAGGGGUGAGAUUUGAGAGAAACCCUUCUUCUUGUAAAUGAUUGAGUGGCUCCUUUAAGCCACCAUUGUUUUUGUUAGUGGAGAGUGUGGAGGAAAUUGUUGGUGAGUGAAGCCAAGGUAGAGGACUAAACUUCAAGUGGUUGGACCGAACCUCUAUAAAAUCAUUGUGCAAGU